Molecule: messenger RNA, 659 nt
Organism: Cadophora gregata
Lineage: Eukaryota; Fungi; Ascomycota; Leotiomycetes; Helotiales; Ploettnerulaceae
Exons: 2
Coding region: 258-659 (133 amino acids)
Source: RefSeq, a predicted model, not a curated record
UGCCACUAUAUUUUCAGCUUUUCAUUGGUUUGUGUAUUCCUAAGGCAUAGCUGAAUACCAGCUAAUAUAUGAGAGACAGCCACGAGCUUGAACAGUUGGCCAGAACAACCAAUUCAAGUAUAACUGUGUGCAAGACAAAUAAGAAGAAUCAGACUAUAAUAAUCAAUUCACCGCCUGAAAUUCCCGUUUCCACUUCAAGAUCACCCUCCUUCUCAUCCAUGUAAAGUGAACAACCUCCACGAUACUCACAAGUCACAAUGAAGCUCACAAAAGUCUUCACCCUACUCCUCACCACCCUCUCAACAUCCACCUCCGCAGUAGCCGUAGCAGGCAACGCCUGCCAGUCCCUACCCUACAAAGAGCUUUUGUUCCUCUCCACUAACCCACCCGCUCAAUCUUUCUGCGCAAAAGCCUUUCCCAAAUCUCCAGUCUUGACGACAGUCACAGCUACGGUGACACCAGUCGCGAAGCGAGCAACGAAAUGUACAGGCGCCGCCUGCAAUGCGUGGGAAAACUGCAAGAAGAAUAUGAGGGUUAAUGUGCUGAGUACGCUGUGUGGAUGUAUUGAGGUGCCUAAGACGUCGACUGUUACGGUUACGAGCACUGCUACUGUAAGCACCUCCUUUUCCGCAACCUGUUGCUCCACAUCUUUGGUGUAG